This is a messenger RNA of Apis mellifera (honey bee), 1806 nucleotides long. It is a transcript of the gene Lop1, whose product is annotated as long wavelength sensitive opsin 1. Gene Ontology annotation, molecular function: G protein-coupled receptor activity. Gene Ontology annotation, cellular component: membrane. The record is from RefSeq and is marked validated. Gene Ontology annotation, biological process: phototransduction; visual perception; G protein-coupled receptor signaling pathway. NCBI's taxonomy places the organism in Eukaryota, Metazoa, Arthropoda, Insecta, Hymenoptera, Apidae.
AUAUGGUAGGGUCAAAGCACAAGAUCGGUUCAUAUUUAAAUGGACGUGAAACAGUUAAAACGAGCCGCAUCCAACAGUGGACCUAACAGCCUUCCUACAUCCUUCUGUUAAAUUUAAAUAAACCCCGUGGCCAUUUCAAACCAAGCUUACAGUGUAACUACUUGGAUUAGUUCGUAUUAUUACGAUUUUCUCCAAAUAGACCGAAGGCUCAAAAAUGAUUGCUGUUUCGGGACCAAGUUAUGAAGCUUUCUCUUACGGUGGCCAAGCCAGAUUCAAUAAUCAAACAGUGGUUGACAAAGUUCCACCUGAUAUGCUUCAUCUGAUUGACGCUAAUUGGUAUCAAUACCCGCCAUUAAAUCCUAUGUGGCAUGGAAUCCUUGGAUUCGUAAUAGGCAUGCUUGGCUUUGUCUCGGUUAUGGGAAAUGGAAUGGUCGUAUAUAUAUUUCUUUCAACAAAAAGUCUUCGCACGCCAAGCAAUUUGUUCGUAAUCAACCUUGCCAUCAGUGAUUUCCUCAUGAUGUUUUGCAUGUCUCCACCUAUGGUAAUCAAUUGUUAUUACGAGACAUGGGUACUAGGACCUCUUUUCUGUCAAAUCUACGCGAUGUUGGGCUCCUUGUUCGGAUGUGGCUCCAUUUGGACAAUGACGAUGAUCGCAUUCGACAGAUACAACGUAAUCGUGAAAGGUUUAUCCGGUAAACCGCUGUCCAUUAAUGGGGCUCUCAUUCGUAUAAUAGCUAUAUGGUUGUUCUCUCUCGGAUGGACUAUUGCACCUAUGUUUGGCUGGAAUCGAUAUGUACCUGAAGGUAAUAUGACCGCUUGCGGCACCGAUUACUUCAACAGAGGAUUAUUAUCUGCUUCUUACCUUGUCUGCUACGGCAUUUGGGUUUACUUCGUCCCUCUGUUCCUCAUCAUUUAUAGCUAUUGGUUUAUCAUUCAAGCGGUAGCUGCCCAUGAGAAGAAUAUGCGCGAGCAAGCAAAAAAGAUGAAUGUUGCUUCUCUCCGAUCGUCUGAGAAUCAAAACACUAGUGCCGAAUGUAAAUUGGCCAAAGUUGCUCUUAUGACAAUCUCUUUAUGGUUUAUGGCUUGGACUCCGUAUCUCGUCAUUAAUUUCUCGGGUAUAUUCAAUCUCGUUAAAAUCAGCCCACUUUUUACCAUCUGGGGUUCUCUCUUUGCCAAAGCCAACGCAGUUUACAAUCCGAUCGUUUAUGGAAUUAGUCAUCCGAAAUAUCGAGCUGCGCUGUUUGCGAAAUUCCCAUCAUUGGCGUGCGCUGCUGAACCAUCCUCAGACGCUGUAUCCACAACUUCCGGUACAACUACUGUUACGGAUAACGAAAAAUCUAAUGCGUAAAAUAAAAUAUACCACAAAUUUUCUUUUUCAAAACGCAAAAAAAAUUCAACAAUUCAAUGAAUAUAGAUCAAAAUAUAUUUGACUAAGAGUCGAAUAUCAAAUAAUUUAAUAAUUUAUUACAGACACGAUUUGUAAAUAAAUAAAAAAAAAACACACGUAUCUGAUAUAACAUUAAAAAAUCUUUUUUUCUAUGAAAAAAAUAUGUUCGAUUAUAAUUAAUAUAAUUUGAAAAUUAAGGCAAUUGAUCGCGUUCAAAAAUUGCAACCUAGCAAGGAGUAUAUAUCUAUAUUCGACAAGAAGAACAAUUUCAGUAUAUGAAAUUGUAUUACACGAUAAAAUAAAUAACAUUUUUAUCACCUGUGAUUGAAUAUAUGAUUCGCAUUUCACCACAAUGCAAAUCAUUAAUAUUUACGCAUAGGUAUGAUUUUGCGUAAUUAAUUUAUUGUGUAUCGAUAUGU